This is a messenger RNA of Zingiber officinale, 1359 nucleotides long. RefSeq names its product protein CONSERVED ONLY IN THE GREEN LINEAGE 160, chloroplastic-like. The transcript is spliced from 9 exons. NCBI's taxonomy places the organism in Eukaryota, Viridiplantae, Streptophyta, Magnoliopsida, Zingiberales, Zingiberaceae. The record is from RefSeq and is a predicted model, not a curated record. Bases 88 to 1131 code for a protein of 347 amino acids.
AUGGAGUAAGGGUUCACAGUUCACUGAAGGCGUCAUUUGCUUUCCGCGUCACUGAAAGCAUCACCAACGCUCUCCGCAGCGCCGGCGAUGGCGGUGCUCACCGCCUCCGCCUGCUCGACCUAUCGCCUGGUGAUCCGUUCGGAGGCGCACUCGGUGGAGGAGGACCCCUCCCCGACCCUCCCCACCCGCAUCGUCCUCCCUAAGAAGAAGCCAGUCAAGUGGUCCACCGGCGUCGCUCCCGGCGAGUACGGGGGCCCCCCGACAACCACCAAACUCAGGAAGUACUGGGGCGGGGGUGACGAGGAUCCCGUCACCGCCACUGAUGACUUCAUCUGGAACAAGGAGUUUCUAGGCCGCAUGCAGCAGCUCCUCGACGGAGACCAAUCAAACCCUAAUUCUGUUCCUUCUUUUAACAAGGAGCCAGAUUCAGGAUUCCUAAGCCUCAAUCGAUCCAUGAGCCUUGACAGCAUGGAGGUCGAUCUUAGCAAAGAAUUGAUGCCACCACCAAAGCCGGUGUUGGAGCAGCAGGUAGAAGCCGCAAGGAACGGUCUUUCUUUCACCGAAAUCAAUAAUGAUGCUUCAUCACCGAGAUGGAGGUUCGUACCUACACGAAGGGAGCAAGCAAAGUGGGAUAGAGCGACUAAGGCAGCCACCGGUGGUAGUGAACUUAUUUUGCGUGAGUCGAGACGGGAACGAGGUGAUCCAAAGAUAUUGGCAGUACAAUCACGACAGCAGUAUCUAAAGUUGAAACAGAAGUUACAAAUUCUUACUGCCAGUAUAGGUGGAAUUGGAGUUGUAUCUGCAUAUUUUACCUACACUCCUGAAAUUGCAGUUAGCUUCGGUGCAGGAUUGAUUGGUUCAUUGGCGUACAUACGGAUGCUAGGCAAUACGGUUGACUCAAUGGCUAAUGGUGCAAAAGGGUUGAUGAAAGGAGCCGUUGGACAACCACGGCUACUGGUUCCAGUUAUACUAGUGAUGAUGUUUAACAGGUGGAAUGAGGUAUUAGUACCAGAUUAUGGUUUUAUCCACUUGGAGCUGAUACCAAUGCUGCUUGGGUUUUUCACCUACAAGGUUGCUACUUUUGCCCAAGCGCUCCAGGAGGCCAUUGACACAGUCAAUAGUAAGAGCUAAGCAUGAACAAGAAACAUCACCGACUAGCAGUUGCUUUUCGUAACGAGUUUCAUUAUUUAUUUUUCCUUCUUUUGGGUAUCUUUGAUUUAUGUAAACAGACAUUUAAUGUCUUAUAAGGGGCGAAUGGUAGAUGGAGAACACAAUUUCUCAAAGAAAUUUCUCUAUUUAAGAUCAUUUGUAAGAUGCAGAACAAAAAGGAAACGAAGUAGCAAAAAAAAUCAAAGUGUA